AUGGCAACAAAAAAAGCUACUUUGGUUCAUGUAGAUGAAGACUACAUUGACAUGGAACUAAGUUCUUCCUCUAACUUGUUCCCUUAUUCCAUUGGCUCUCCACCACAGAAUAGAGAGUUUGAAUUUCAAAUGACUUCUGAAUCAAAUGAGAAAGAGUCCACAACUUCCCCAGCUGAUGAUCUCUUCUACAAAGGAAAACUCCUUCCUCUUCACCUCCCUCCUCGCAUGAAAAUGGUUCAAAAGCUUCUAGAAAACUCCAAUGCCACCUUUGAGUAUUUGAAAUCAGAGUCAUCUUUGGAAGAUAGUGACUUUCCCUUCACCACUGACCUUAGAAUGCCUUCUACAAAUGCCAGAACCCCUCUUGAACACUGCAAAAUCUGUCCUUCAGAAUCAUGCCGGGUUAGCAGUGAUGUAAACCCAGAUGAAUACCUAUUAGAAUGGUCUUCUGAUGUGAAUGGUUUGGUUGGUGAUCUUCCCAAGAAGUCUUGGCCCAAGAAACUGAAACAAAUGAAGCAGUUUUGGCUUGGCCAAAGACUCAAGGCUUCAAGAGCUUAUCUAAAAGCUUUGUUCAGCAAAUCUGGUUGUUCAGACAAGUCUUGUGCCAGUGCUGCAAACAAUGUGGGAACAGAGAAGAAAUCAAAAUGCAAAGACUGUCAGAAUAAGUACGUGAAGGUUGCAAAGAAGAACCCUUUUGAGAUUUUUUAUGAUAAUAAGCAUCAAAUAUCUUGUGCUGUCAUGAAGACCCUUAAAAGAGAGAUGAUUGUAGAUGAUUUCUGUAACCACAGAAGGGCUUUCUCUGGGGUGGUUCAACGACAUUGUGCUACUAAGGCUUCAUCUUUGUCCACAUCUUCAUCUGGGUCAUCUUCUUCAUCUUUAUCUUUCUCAUUCAGCUCAGCUGGGUAUUAUGAUUUGCAAUUGUUCAAGAGGAGCAUCAGUGCAAAUUCUGAGCUUGAAAGUUCAGUAGAGGGAGCCAUUGCCCAUUGCAAACAGUCUCAUUAGCAGCAUAGUUCAAAGAAUAGUUCAUAUGAUAGCAGGAUUUGUUCUCAAUUUGCUACAAAAGUUGCAGUUUGUGGAAAUGAAGAAACGGCAACACUUGC
Messenger RNA from Gastrolobium bilobum, 1097 nucleotides. RefSeq names its product probable membrane-associated kinase regulator 4. The transcript has a single exon. Gene Ontology annotation, molecular function: kinase inhibitor activity. Gene Ontology annotation, cellular component: plasma membrane. Lineage: Eukaryota; Viridiplantae; Streptophyta; Magnoliopsida; Fabales; Fabaceae. The record is from RefSeq and is a predicted model, not a curated record. The coding region runs from base 1 to 999 and encodes 332 amino acids.